GGCGGCGGCGGCGGCGGUCGUGAAGGGCACCGGUGGCGGCGAUGAUGGUAGCGCUGAUCUGAAGAUGGAAAGAGCCAGGCGAAGGGGAGGCGGCGGCGGCGGCGGCGGCGGCCGUGGCCGCGGCGGCAAGAAUGUAGGGGUCUCUGGCCUAAGCAAGAGUAGACUGUACCCCCAGGCCCAGCACUCCCACUACCCCCACUACGCGGCUUCAGCCACCCCUAGUCAGGCUGGGGGCGCCGCCGAAAUCCAGGAGCUGGCCUCCAAACGAGUGGACAUCCAGAAAAAGAGGUUUUACCUAGACGUGAAGCAGAGCUCGCGGGGCCGGUUCCUGAAGAUAGCCGAAGUCUGGAUAGGGAGAGGCCGGCAAGACAAUAUCAGAAAGAGUAAACUGACCCUCUCCCUGUCGGUGGCCGCGGAGCUGAAGGACUGCCUAGGGGACUUCAUCGAGCACUAUGCCCACCUGGGCCUGAAAGGCCACCGACAAGAGCACGGUCACGGCAAAGAGCAGGGCUCCAGGAGGAGACAGAAGCACUCAGCGCCCUCCCCGCCGGUCUCGGUGGGGUCCGAAGAGCACCCCCACAGUGUCCUCAAAACAGACUACAUCGAGAGGGACAACAGGAAAUACUAUCUAGACCUGAAGGAAAACCAGCGGGGGCGCUUCCUAAGGAUUAGACAAACCAUGAUGCGGGGGACUGGCAUGAUAGGUUAUUUUGGCCACACUUUGGGCCAAGAGCAGACUAUUGUCCUCCCAGCUCAAGGAAUGAUCGAGUUCCGCGACGCCUUGGUUCAGCUCAUCGAAGACUAUGGCGAAGGGGACAUCGAAGAACGCAGAGGUGGAGACGACGACCCCGUGGAACUCCCCGAGGGGACUUCUUUCAGAGUGGACAAUAAAAGGUUCUACUUUGAUGUGGGCUCUAAUAAAUAUGGAAUUUUCCUGAAGGUAAGUGAGGUGAGGCCACCUUACCGUAAUACUAUUACCGUUCCGUUCAAAGCUUGGACAAGGUUUGGGGAGAAUUUUAUCAAGUAUGAAGAAGAGAUGAGGAAAAUUUGCAACAGCCAUAAAGAAAAGAGCAUGGAUGGCAGAAGGGCCAGUGGUGAAGAACAAGCAUGCCUCGACUAAGAUGAAAGUGAACUCCAUCAGGCAAAAGUUAAAAUCAUAGAUUGGCUAAAAGAACUGAUCCAUACUCAUUUGAAGAAAUUUCUCCUCUUUGGGGGCCCUUUGUUAUCAGUAAUACCUCUAGUAGUUUAUACUUCAAGGAGUCUGAUUCUCAUGUUAUGUUACCCGUAGAACACUCUAAUUCUUAUGGGAACUCCUGCCUUCCCAAAGCUAAAUAGUUUACCUGCUUCAACUGCUCCAGACUAUUGAAGUAUGCAAAUCAGCACAAAGUAUGACAUUCUGACCUUCUAAGUACCCUAGCUAAGAUUUACAUUGCACUAUGACAUAAGCCUGAAAAAAAUACAUAUAGUUAAUAUGGAAGUGUGAUUUCUAUUUAAUAAGUUCCCCCCCAAAAAGUAUUCCAUGCCUACUUCAUUAAAAGCUGCUAGAAUUACCUGUAGGACAGUUACCACAGAAACAGAAAUUGACUUCUAUUCUAAAUAUAUUUAUUUAUUUAUAAAAGGACAAGGUGAAAUAUAUUCAGUGUCCAUUGGAUAACUGAAUAUUAAACAGUCCCAUUAAAGAAUCAAAUCUUAGUUACUAUAGUAUGCUAUAAUUUCAAAUUUUGUGGUAACCCUACAGUUUAUAGUUGCCGUAUGAGCGCCAUAAGAGUUUUUAUUGGUUAUUCUAAGCUAGUUACAAUCCUAUCUUCACCUCUGAUGAUUGUACCAUAUAUUAUUAGUGGCUUUCCCAAGUUUCAGGAAUUACUUUUUAUGUCACUGUUGCGUGGGAGGCUUCAUCCUAUGGCUUUGCUAUGGAAAUCUUGAUAUUUUAGCUUUUCAUACUAAUUUGAAGGUUGUAAGAGGUUCUUUCCCAAAAUAUAUCAUAGACUCAAGGUGUUAUAUUUUUUGCUGCUGCUUUAACACUAUUUCAGAGGGGUUGGUGCACCAGUUAUCUGAUAUAAAAAUACAUCUAUAAUAAUAUAUUUUAGUAGCACUUUUAGCACCUUAAGACCAUUUCAACACUUCCAGUAUAAACCUGACUUUUACAGGUGUUUUAAUUCCAGGAAAAGUUUUCUCUUUUCUAAAAAGCGUUUAGAAUAAACAUAAAAUUUCAGCCUGAAAAAAUAUUAUUUGAAGAUUGGUUACAAGCAUAUUUGAAAAGAAAAUUCAGGCAUUUUCCAAGGUGCUCUUUAUGAUACUUAAAAAAGUUUACUUUACACAAGACUCACCCAUUUACUUGUAUGAAAAAUUACUUUCCAGGAAGUGCCACUGCAAUUUUCCAACACCUAAGCAGUUUUUUAAACAAGUGGAUAUAAUGUAUACGUGUACCAACCCACCCUGUAUUAACUGACCGAAAUCUUAUCUGUUGAGCUGCAUUUUAUUCUGAAUGAAAUUACUGUCUUUUCUCUCGGCUUUCCUCACCUCCCACACAAUAAGUCCAUAUAAUCAUGUUUAGGAGCCAAACACUGAUUUCAACCCCUAAAUAUAGCUCUCAUUGAUGAGAGCUGACUGCUCGGAUUGAGAUCAGAAUGUAGCUCUUCUUUUAUAUGCUAUAAGUAAUUCACAAUUAUUUUAACAGUUGUUUUCCCUCCAGAGGUUGUCCCCCAAAAGGUCACUAAACGAGAUGAAUUAAGAAAAUGAAUUUCACUAAUUCAUGUUACUUAAAAACAAGCAGUCAGUAACCCAGACGUAUAUGCUGGUGUUGGCUUACGGAUUGUAUUUCCAGUUUCCUCAAACAGUGUGAAGGAAUCUCACUAGUUCAUUAUAAUUGUGGACCAUCUGGAUCACUGUGGAACAGCUGAAGGUUAGAAGAUGAUGUUAGUACUAGAGUUAAUAGCACAUGGUGGGUGUUGAGACUCUAAAAGUAGCAAGGAUCUUUAAACAGCCCUCACUGUAAAGUAACUAUUGUAGACUUGAUAAAAAGUAGCUUUGGGUUCUAGGAAGGAAUGGUGUGCCCUUGCAUUACAAUACUACUGAUUGCUUUGCUGCCCAUCAUAGUGCCUAUGAAUAAUAAUUAACCUGUCAGAUUUUGGCAAACUGGAGCUGUGAAUAUUCCACUAUUUGAGCAUUCCUCUCACUAUUGCUGUGACUGUGUACUCUCUCUUAAAACCUUCUCUUCUAACAUAUUUAUAUCCGUUAAGUCUAAAUGAUUUCCUUUUUGGUUUUUAGUCUGGUAAGAUUUGAGUGUGUGUGUCUAUAUAUAUAUAUAUAUAUAUAUAUGUACAUAUAUGUAUGUAUAUAUGUGUGUUAUAUAUAUAUAUUCACACACACUACUAUGUCAGACGUAAAUAUCCUUAACUCAUUGUAUAUAAAUAUUAUUAAUUUUUCAUUAACAAUUUAAGUUAAAAAUGGAUUAAGCAGCCAAAUUUUCUACAUGGUAUGUAUACUUCAAAGUUUUUACCAUCUCAAAGCUAUGGAUUGCAUAGAUGCAUAUAUACCGGCAGUUGAAUAUACUUUAAAAUCAUUAAGCCUUCUGCCAGUCCUUUAGUUUCUUUUUUUUCCAAAGUUAAUGUUCACUGAAAAAGGAAAUGAUGCUAUGAUUUUUUGAUACUUAAAAUUUCCAAUCAUUCAUUAGCCAUAAUCCAGUAAGAUCCAGUCCAAAACUCUGGUAUUAGGACAUGUAUUGCCAUGUAUCUUAUAAAAUAAGCUACUACUCUUAUCUGUGCAAUAUACAUUUUAUUUAUUGUCAUUUGUAUCACAAAUGGAGCUGCAAGUGUACAUGGUAUUCUUCAAAAUACUAGGAUCCCUGCCUUGAAGAUAUAAAACUCUUAAGGCAACUGGAUGUUAGCAAUCAAAAAGUGAGCAUUUCAGUUAGUAACCAAAAUUACUCUUUCACUAUAUAAUUCUAAAACACUGAUGAUGUUUGCACAUAAUAAUCCAAGCAUAAUGUGGUACAGACUCAAAACUGUAAUCAUAUAAGCUGGUAGUACGAAAUCUGGAAACGGGUUCCUCUUCAUUGUCGGCAGUGUGCUCCUACCAGUUGAAAGCCGCACUAAUCUGUUGCUUAUAUGCAAGAGAUGCAAUGUAUUAUAAAAGUAUUCAACUUCUGCCACACUUUAUAAUUUUCCUUGUUAAAGCCCCAAACUGCCAUGUCCCUUAAACUUGAGUCAAACACAAGCUUAUUUGCACUAAAGAGCAUGGCCAAAAAAUAAAUGACAGGGUGGAAAAGCUAGUUGGAACCUCUUGAAAUAAUGGGUUCUAAUGGGGGAAUUUCACAUUUGUCUAUUUGAAAGCUAUAUGGUCCGGGCAGACAAUCUGUCAGUUCACUAAUUUAAUAAUGCACUUUACCUUUUGUAUAUAAAAGAUGUACAUUUAUGCCACUGGACUGGUGGGACGUGUUUCAAUAGUGUGUAGUUUAGAAUCUGUAGGGUGAGCUCUUGCAUGCACAUGUUUGUGUUGGAACUGCUAUAGUAACAAGUUUCCAUUCAACCAGUGUCAUGGAGAAGGGUAGAAGAUGCCUCUGAAGUAAAUCCCGAGACACCUAACAGAGAAUUUUAGAGUUCAUAUUUGUAUCCUUAAGGACUAGAAUCAAUUAAUUAAACUCUUUCUAGCCCAGACUAGUAUUACAGUUGAGAUUAUAUCUAAUUGAGACUCCCCAUAAUACCCUGAAAAUGAAUUUUGGAAAUUUGUGCAAACAAAAAAAACUUUUAAUGAUUCUGUUUCAUUUCUGAUGCAUGUUUCACUUACUAAUGAAAAGACAGUACCUGGUACUGUAUUAGAAUUCAAAGUAUGAUUGGCUGAUAUGGCAUCAUUAAAAAAACAACCAGACUAAAGACAUAAUGUUCAAAUUAAGGAAAUGCAAAGAAACUAAGAACAAUUGCUAAAAUAAAUAUGACAUUAUUUCAAAAUUUGCAGAACUAACUUUGGCCAACCGAAAAGGGUAUUAGGGGACUUAGUGUAUCCUUCCAUCCUGAAAACUUCCUAAGAUGUACAUUUGAAAAGUAGAUAAUUGUUGCUUAAUAAUAGGUUGUAUGUACUUUACUAAGAAACACUGUGUACUAACAAUUCAUCAAGAGUAUACUAUAUUUACUGCAUUCAUUUUAUAUAUGUGGAUAAGAAUACAUUAUAUAGAGUGAUCCUAUCUUAAUAUACUCAUGUAUUUAUAUUGUAAUUUUGCAAAUAUUUUCAGUAAAAUAAACAUUUAUCUGAGCUGCACAAUCUGAAGAUGAAAUUGGAAUAUACCCUCAGACAUUCAGUUUUAAUAAGCAGCUGCCAUGGAAAGUUGAUAUUUGUACUAUCAUUCCUUUAGAUUUUAUGUUUAUUUUAAUAUUUAAAUAGGACUUGAUUGGAAACUUGAAGUAGUAUACUGAAAAUAAUUUUUUCAUAAGUAUGAGUUUCUUUUUUCCUGCUUAUUUCCAAGUGUCUUUCAUUGGAACUAUUUAUAAAAUCUUAUUCAAGCUUUAUAUAAGAACUUUGCUUAGUCACCACGUAGUUUGAAGUCUGUCUUUUACCAAAACACCAAACAUAUUUGGUAUUGGCAGGAUAAAAAUCUAAAGUAAACCACAAAGAGAAUUUAAAAUUGACUCUGUGCCAACAGAAUAAUACAGGUGUAAUAUUUAUCCCUGCCAAAUACAGAUUCUUAAAAUCCUUCUGGAGUUUCCUUCAAGAUUCCUUGAAUUUCAUAGAGAAAUGAUGGCUCAUGGCUAGCCCAUCAGAGGAAGAGAGGAGAGAUGUUCGCAUGCUGUUAAGACAAUCUGUAGUCCACAAUGCUGUAGAAAUGAGGUACAGGGAAAUGUGUUUUUCCCAAUUUAAUGUCUUGUGAAAAUUGAGUUUUUAGAUCACAGUUACUCUGUCAUACUCAAAUUUAUGUAGAAAAACAGUUUAUGUGUUAGUGUAUUUUCUUGAGUAAUGUCAAAAAUCUUUUCUCCUUAAUUUGACAUGGCUUUUUAAGCAAUUUAAAUUUAUUUAAUCAAUAUUUUUAAAUAGGGAAAACCUGCAUAUAGUACAAAAUUUAGAUGCUCCAGAUUGAUAGACACUGAAAGGUAGCAACUAGUGUUACCAAUUUCUUGUGCAUCCUUCUAGAGUUACUCUGCAUAUACACAUAUGUAUAUAUACACAUAUUCUUUUAAAACAUACAGUUAAAAACAUAUAGACACUCUCUUGUACCCAGUAGUAUCAAUAUUAGGUCUAUCAUUAUAAGUGUAUUUUUCCCCUUCUCCUUUAGAUGCCAUGUUUGAUCUAGUUACCAUAGCAUUUAAUUUGAGCUAUUUAUGACACCAAGGGAACCCCAAGGAAAUUUCAGAUGACUCCCAUUGGAAUUUACUCAAAGUGCAAAUAUAUGUACAUAUCAAUUUUUAAAUGUAUAAAUAUUCAGUUAUCCUUCCUUAUUCCAAACUACUUUGUGCUCAUAUCUCUCCCGCUUCUGCCCCUCAAAAAUGUGGUGUUCUUUUUCUUGAUGUAAUACAGUUCAGGAUAUGAAAUUGUUUACCCAAAGAUUAUUUUAAAUUAACUGUGUCCUCAUGAAAAAUACCCAUAUUUAAAAGCUUUAAUAAAUUAUCACUUUUAAUCAGUUUUUACUAAUUCUGUUACUAUUAUUUUUAUCCAAAGACCUUAUCAUUAUUAGAGAAAAUCAAUACUAGAACCAUCACAAAAGGUUAUGACCCUGUUGAAGAUUGUUGAUUUAAUAACAUAAGCGUUUAUAUAUAUGAUAAGAAAAGUAUAGUUAUUAAUUAAUCAUUCAGUUAGCACUUAGUCAAAUCCAAGACUAAACAAAAAAAACAGAAAAUGCUAGUUCUGAUUAUUUAAAGCAUUGGGUCCCUUUGAGGGACCCAGAGUCUACCAGAGUUCCUUGAGACCAAAAGGUACUAUGAUGAUUUGGGAAAAGACUAAAUACCUUAGGGCUGUGUGGUUAAAAAUACAAUUAAACCAUUUCUGUUCUCUGCCAGAAGAAUAUAAAAUAGCACAUAUAAUUGUUUUAAAAUGUAGUAGCAUAAUUACUAUUCCUGAAAAUAUAAACAAAGUUGCUUUAAUAGUUCCCCAACCC
Dama dama (fallow deer) is the source of this 7081-nucleotide messenger RNA. RefSeq names its product purine rich element binding protein G (gene PURG). The record is from RefSeq and is a predicted model, not a curated record. Gene Ontology annotation, cellular component: nucleus. The transcript is spliced from 2 exons. Gene Ontology annotation, biological process: regulation of transcription by RNA polymerase II. Gene Ontology annotation, molecular function: purine-rich negative regulatory element binding; RNA polymerase II transcription regulatory region sequence-specific DNA binding; DNA-binding transcription factor activity, RNA polymerase II-specific. Lineage: Eukaryota; Metazoa; Chordata; Mammalia; Artiodactyla; Cervidae. The coding region runs from base 65 to 1120 and encodes 351 amino acids.